AUGAACCAGGAAGUGGCUGGUUGUGGAGUCAGUGGCUUCUUAAACCUUUUUCACGGCGAUCAACUUACUCAUGAUCUUUGUCAAUGUUUGGAAGAGAAUAAAUUUGUGAAACAAAGACACUUAUCGUAUGAGCGUUUUGUGGACUCUUACUACACUACCCAGAGCUAUGUUAAUACAUAUGAAUCCAUAUUCAUGUCGUUGAUUAAUAAGAGGUCAUGGCCUCAAUACACCGGUGUUGAGGUGAUACAAGAUCCAGAUCACAUUCGUAGACUAGGAAGACCUAAGUCAAGAAGGAUCACCAACGAGAUGGACGAAGGAUCAAGGAGACGCAACGCUUGUACACGGUGUGGUAGUGAAGGUUACAACACUAAAACUUGCACGUCAAGGUAA
Messenger RNA from Amaranthus tricolor (Joseph's coat), 390 nucleotides. RefSeq lists its product as uncharacterized. The transcript has 2 exons. The record is from RefSeq and is a predicted model, not a curated record. NCBI's taxonomy places the organism in Eukaryota, Viridiplantae, Streptophyta, Magnoliopsida, Caryophyllales, Amaranthaceae. Bases 1 to 390 code for a protein of 129 amino acids.